AUGUCUACGACAUCGUUGUUAAUCAAUGAUAUUCGAAAUAAACUUCUGAUCGCUAUUGGUAUCAUCUUUAUCUUUCUCGGAACUGUUGGAAAUAUUUUAAAUAUAAUUUUAUUCAAACGUCGUUCAAUGUGGACACUUUCUCCAAGUAUUCCAUUGCUUUUAAUCGCUUCAAUUUGCAAUUUAAUCACAAUAUAUCCAUACCUUCUAUUAAGGACAUUUCUUGGUUUUAAUCUCCCAUUAGUUUACACAUCCUCAAUCUUAUGUAAAAUGCAUGUUUAUUGUUAUUAUAUUUCCAUUGUUACUUCAACUUGGUUAAUGGUUGCGUGUUGUGCGGAUCGAUUCUUUUCAUCAUCUCGUCAUGUGAAAAUACGUGCGUAUAGUAAUAUGAAAACAACUCGACGUAUAACAAUGAUUGCAUUUCUGGUCAUACCUUGUGUUUAUAUUCCAACACUUUAUUGCUAUGAGAUUAAUCAAUUUACUAAACCAGUUCCAUGUUAUCAACAAAACAGCGAAUGUGGAUUAGCAGAUAUUGUGAAUUAUUUCGUUUUUCAAUCUGUUGGUCCACCUAUAUUCAUGCUUAUAUUUACUAUUGGCACUAUAAUGCACAUUCGGCAAGGUCAUCAGGUUGGACCAGAUAUUCCACUUUCAGCAGUAACAAAUCCUUCGACAACAAUUCAUAAAAACACAAGAAUCAAUCGAAAAACUAAUCGAGCAAACACACGAUUACUCUAUGCUCAAGUUAUUGUGUAUCUUCUUUGCUCGAUACCACUUUUUACUAUGAAACUAUAUGCACUUAUUCCACUCUCAAUCGUCAAAAGUGAUGUUCGAAUAUCUGUCGAAGCACUUCUCCUAAAUGUCGCUCUUUGGUUUAGUUUGGUUGACAAAAUCUUUUCAUUUUAUAUUUAUACAUUAUCAAGUAGACAUUUUCGGCAAGAACUUAUGAAACUCUUUAGAAAAAACAUACAACAACGACAGAAUUAA
This is a messenger RNA of Adineta ricciae, 981 nucleotides long. The record is from the annotation of a GenBank genome assembly. Lineage: Eukaryota; Metazoa; Rotifera; Eurotatoria; Adinetida; Adinetidae.